ACGGUAUAAUGAAGCUCGUUGUUAAGUUCACGCCUUCCUGUCGCGCAACUUUCUGGUUAUUACGGAAACCGUCUUGCUACUGCGUGGGAAGCGUGGUAGCGAAAUUGUCCAGGAAGGAGGCACAACCGCUCGCCAUGCUUUUUCGAAUUUUGCCUGAAUGUUGACUGCAGGAGCGAAACGGGCUGUUGCAUUUUCCCCACAAACAACGUUUCCCUAACCCAGAUCCGGCAGAUCGGAGGCAAGACCUCCCACGGUCCACAUCCCCCGAUUGGGCACCCCUGGCGCCAUGUGCCUGGCAAUCGCUUUCCUGGAAACGUCCGGCUCCUUUGCUGCCCCUUGUUCCUCAAGUUCCGCCAAUCGAAUCUACCGUAGCCUUGUCUUCGUGUGGGGUUCAAAGUUUCCUUAUUUGCCAGGUCACGGUGUUCAGCUCUCCCUACCUUACUUCUUGGAUGGCAAAUCCAAGACCGACAAGACGGCGACCAGUCCGAUAUUCCACCCUCCUCCCGGGCCUGAGGAGCGGCUACGCCAGCAUGUUUCUGGGGAUUGCCGGGGACAGGGAACCCCAAUCCUCUUGGGGGACUUUCAUGGCUGCGCCGAGAACACAGAUUCCCUGAAUUCCAGCUUUCGUUUUACUGUUUCCGCGCGCCUAGACGGAUGGUGGUAUCCGAGAGCUUCUGUACCGAGAUAUCUGGGUUGCCCCUUUCGAUCACCCCUCUCGCGGCCCACGGCAAAUUGGCCGAACCAAGAUGCCUGGUCACAAUUGCAACCCUGGGAGCCAGCCCAGGGAAUUAUGAACUUGCUAGAAGGGACAGGGUGUUGAGUAUAAAAGACCGUGAAUGCUCCUCCUGGUUAUGGAUAUUUUGGGCCCUCACUGUCGACCAAUCUUCAGCUCGCAGGCU
Messenger RNA from Canariomyces notabilis, 899 nucleotides. RefSeq lists its product as uncharacterized. NCBI's taxonomy places the organism in Eukaryota, Fungi, Ascomycota, Sordariomycetes, Sordariales, Chaetomiaceae. Bases 287 to 820 code for a protein of 177 amino acids. The record is from RefSeq and is a predicted model, not a curated record. The transcript has a single exon.